GGAAACCAUCUACAUCAGGGUCAAUUGGUGCUACAUGUCACAAAGAAAAGUGCAGUUGCCCAACAUACUAGAAUACUGGUAUCCAAUAGUUUUUGAAAACUAAAGAAAUAGUCAAGGGUCUAAUUAAUAUACCUGUAUAUUCUCCAAUUUCUCAUUACAUUGUACCUUCCUCAUUCUUGAUUUUUCCCUGUAAGAUCAUUCAACAAUAUCAACUCAAAUACCACAUACAAAGCUUUUCUUCUCUCCUACCACAAAUAUAUUAUCUGUCCUCAGAAACACAAACAAACCUGCAAGUGCUAUCAGGCAAAGAAAUGGCUGAAAGUGCAGUCACCUUUUUGGUGGACAGGCUCACGACAUUACUCGAAGAAGAGGUGAAACUCUUGUCCGGGAUCCGAGAACAGGUCGAGGACCUGGUUGAUGAAUUGGAGCGCAUCAAGGCCUUCUUAAGGGUUGCUGAUGCAAAGGAAGACAGCAAUCCUCAGCUCAAAGUGUGGGUUAAACAAGUCAGAGAUGUAGCUCAUGAAAUGGAAGAUGCCCUUGAUAAAUUCAGGCUUUUCCAUUCACACGAUCACGGUCAUGGAUUCCAAGCUUCCCUUCAUAAGCUUUCUUGUAUCAUCAAGAAAUGGAAAGCUAAGCAUCAAAUUUCUGCUGAUAUUCAAAGAAUAAACUCAAAAGUCAAAAACCUCUACGAGGGACAUGAGAGAUACAAACUUGUUGACCAAGCUGGCUCCAACUCUGCUCGUCUGGUUCAGCACCACAAGUUUGAUCAAGGGGAUGCCCUUUUACUGGAAGAGGCUGAUCUUGUGGCCAUUGGCGAGCGCAAAAAGCAACUGAUUGAGUUGCUUAUGAAGGAAGACACUGGACGCCAGGUGGUUCCAAUAGUUGGGAUGGGUGGACUGGGGAAAACUACCUUGGUAAAGCAAGUCUACGAGGAUCCAAAAGUUCAGAAACGUUUCAAGGUACAUGCUUGGAUCACUGUUUCUCAAUCAUUCAAGACAAGUCAGCUCCUAAGACACAUGAUCAAUAAUAUCUUCAAAGUUAUCCAGAAACCGGUUCCUGAAGAUGAAGAAGUUGAAACCAUGGAUAACAAUCAGCUAAGAGAGAGAAUCAAAAAAUUGCUGCAGAAUAGUAGGUACCUGAUUGUUCUUGAUGGUAUAUGGCAUAUAUCGGACUGGGAUGCCAUCAAUCAUGUAAUGCCGAACAACAAUCGUGGUAGUCGAGUAAUGCUCACUACUCGCUAUGUUAAUGUAGCCUCUGCCUCUUGCUUGGGGAACCAUGACAUGCUCUACCAUUUAGAGCCCUUAUCUCCAGAGGAUUCUUGGACUCUUUUCUGUAAGAAGACAUUUCAUGGAGAGUCAUGCCCACCAAAUUUGGAGGAAAUUUGUCAAUCCAUCCUGAUGAAAUGCAGGGGACUGCCCCUUGCAAUUGUGGCCAUCAGCUCUGUACUAGCUUUAAAAGACAAGAGAAAUGUGGAUGAAUGGGCUGCUGUUUCUGGAAGCAUUGGAGCUGAAAUUGACGGAAAUGAUCAACUUUACAACCUGAAAAAAUUUCUGUAUCUCAGUUACAGUGAUUUACCAUACCAUCUGAAAUCUUGUUUCUUAUAUCUGAGCAUCUUUCCUGAUCUCUACAAAAUUGAGCAUAUGAAAUUAAUUCGGUUAUGGUUAGCUGAAGGAUUUGUUAUUGGAAAAGAGGGAAGGACACCAGAAGAAGCUGCAGAGAGUUACCUCAGAGAGUUAUUGGACAGAAGUUUGAUUCAAGCAGCAGAAACAUCAACUGAUGGGAGAGUUAAAUCAUAUCGCAUCCAUGAUCUUUUACGGGAGAUUGUCAUUUUGAAGUCUAAAGAGCAAAACUUUGCAGCAAUAGAAAAAGAUCAAGGUACAAUGUGGCCUGAUGAGAAAGUUCGAAGACUAUCAAUAGUCAACACGCUGCAGAAUAUACAUCAAAAGAGGACACCAUCCCGACUUCGUUCGUUGCUCGUUUUUGGGGUAGAAGAUUCACUUACUGAUUUUCCCAUACCAAAAUUGUUUCAUACCAGUCUUCAGUUGCUUACUGUAUUAGACUUAGAAGGUGCACAUCUGGAAAUGUUUCCAAUUGAGGUUGUCAAGCUUCUUCUUCUCAAGUACCUUAGCUUGAGGCAUACAAAGGUAAAACAAAUUCCAAGUUCCAUCAAGAAGCUACAAAACCUAGAGACCUUGGACCUUAAACAUUCGCAUGUUGUUGAAUUACCUGCUGAGAUUUUGAAUCUCAAGCGACUUCGUCAUCUCCUGGUUUAUCGUUAUGAGGUUGAGUCAUAUGCCCGAUUUAAUGCCAGAAAAGGAGUUAAGAUUCCGGCAGGGAUAAGUAGCUUGCAAUCGCUCCAAAAGCUCUGCUUUAUAGAGGCAAAUCAAUACAGUGGUGCUUUAAUGGCAGAGCUUGGGAGAAUGAACCAACUAAGGAGGUUAGGCAUUUAUAAGUUGAGAGAAGAACAUGGGGCCACCUUAUGCUCAUCCGUCCAAAAUAUGACCAGCCUUCGCUCGUUGUCUGUAUUUUCAGCAGAGAAAGAGAAGAUAAUUGAUCUUAGCCACAUUUCUCGUGCUCCUCCAUUUCUUCAGCGACUAUACUUGGCAGGGCGUUUAGAAAACUUACCCCACUGGAUUUCUUCUCUUCAAAACCUGGUCAGACUGUUUCUAAAAUGGAGUCGGCUGAAGGAGGAUCCUCUAGUACAUCUUCGGGGUUUGCCAAACCUGGUACAUCUUGAACUUUUACAAGUUUAUGAUGGAGAAAGCUUGCACUUUGAGGCAGGAGGGUUUCCAAGUCUGAAGUUAUUAGGUAUUGAUAAAUUGGAUGAGCUACAAUCAGUAACCAUAGAGGAGGGAGCAAUGCCUUGUCUAGAAAAGCUAAUUAUCCAGCGCUGCAAAUGCUUGAAGAAGGUCCCAUCUGGCAUUGAACAUUUAACCAAUUUAAAGCUGCUUGAGUUUUUCGAUAUGCCAGAUGAAUUAAUCAUGCCACUACAUCCAGAUGGUGGAGAAGAUCACUGGAAAGUCGCUCAUGUUCCAGCUGUUUAUUAUUCAUAUUGGAGAGGUGGGGGUUGGGACGUCUAUUCACUAUUCAAUGAUGUAAAGAGUUUUAAUUCGGGUACUUCUGCCGUGAGGAGGCUCGAACCUAAUAUUCUAGGGAAGGUGUAGUUCUGGAUUCUGCUUAUAAACUGAAGAGAAUCUUUUGCUGCAACUGACGAACUGCUAAUGACUGAACUUCUACCACUGCAAGGAUAUGAGUUUCUUUAUAUUUUUUUAUUUUUUAUUCUUCCAUUCUUUUAUGCCUAGGAAAUAAUUGUGCAGUAUUCAGGACAUGGUUUUUACCUGUUGACUAAAGUUGUUGGUAGAUGCAUUUUCAAUUUACCUGUACUAUUUUUAAGUUGUAACUAUUGUACGGAUCAAGUUUUCUUCUUCUCUUCAGAGCUUUUGGGUAACAUUGUUUUUGGAGGUUGUACGACAUGGGAUCUUUUUGAAGGGAAUCUUAUUCAUAGAGUGUCUUCACCUCAUUA
This is a messenger RNA of Rosa chinensis, 3523 nucleotides long. RefSeq names its product disease resistance protein RPM1. Gene Ontology annotation, biological process: defense response to other organism. The coding region runs from base 312 to 3164 and encodes 950 amino acids. The record is from RefSeq and is a predicted model, not a curated record. NCBI's taxonomy places the organism in Eukaryota, Viridiplantae, Streptophyta, Magnoliopsida, Rosales, Rosaceae. Gene Ontology annotation, molecular function: ADP binding. The transcript has a single exon.